Molecule: messenger RNA, 393 nt
Organism: Symbiodinium natans
Lineage: Eukaryota; Dinophyceae; Suessiales; Symbiodiniaceae
Source: the annotation of a GenBank genome assembly
AUGUUGUGGUGGAAUCAAGCUUGGGGAAACGCCGUUAACCAUGUCACUUCGGCCGAGAAGCGAGGGCCAGGUAUUGCAAUCGCUCUGUCGCUGCGUAACAUUGACCAGAUCACUCGCUGGGACAGCAAACGCCUCCACUGCGAGGAGGCCAGUGAAGGGGCAGCGAGCUUGGCAGAGAAUGGCGGAGAAUGUUGGCUGGGUGGAGCUGAUACGGGAAAGCCAGUGGAAAGCCUGAUUCAAGACUCGUGGAAAUCCGAGGUGGAGCUGUUGCGCUUGUCCAUGGACAACCUGCAGGCACAGUGGCAUCCAGCCUUUCCUGGUGCUCAAACGCUCGCAUGCGUUGUGAAGGCCGAGUUGAAGCGGCUGGAACAUGAAGCCCGGGUCUGUCGUUGA